Messenger RNA from Tachyglossus aculeatus (Australian echidna), 2192 nucleotides. It is a transcript of the gene GNL3L, whose product is annotated as G protein nucleolar 3 like. Lineage: Eukaryota; Metazoa; Chordata; Mammalia; Monotremata; Tachyglossidae. The transcript has 16 exons. The coding region runs from base 123 to 1790 and encodes 555 amino acids. Gene Ontology annotation, cellular component: nucleolus. Gene Ontology annotation, molecular function: GTP binding. The record is from RefSeq and is a predicted model, not a curated record.
GGCGCGCCGCCGCGGGCCUGGAAGGGGACACGAGAGAAAGCAGUCAAAGGGGCUGUGGUCUUUGUUUCCACCAAAAGAACUCACUGCAUUCUUCUGCUGAGAUUUACUGCAUCCAGAAAAUCAUGACCAAGCGCAAAUUGAAAAAUCCGAGAAAAGGACCCGGACGCAACAGGAAUCCAGAAGCCAAACAACAAGGGAAGAAGGACCCAGGAGUGCCUCAGAUUUUCCAUUUCAAAGAACAUGCCAAGAAGGCAGCAGAGAUGAAGAAGAAAAGGGUGGAGGAGAUGAGAGAGAAGCAGCGAGUUGCCAGGGAAAAGGAAAAGAAUAAACGGAGAAGCCUGGAGAGCUUCCAGCAAGAUGCCCUGAAGAGACAGAGGCAGUUUGAACAGAAGGAGAUGGACUUGAAAAACUUGGAGAAGGUUGUCCAGCUGGAAAAUGAGAACUCCCGAAAAGCCUACUACCGGGAGUUUAAAAAGGUGGUUGAAGCGGCAGAUGUGAUCCUUGAAGUCUUGGAUGUCAGAGACCCUCAGGGGUGCCGAUGUCCUCAAGUGGAGCAGGCGGUGGUGCAGGCGGGAACAAAUAAGAAACUUGUUCUGGUCCUGAACAAGAUAGAUCUGGUUUCUAAAGCAAUUGUGGAGAAGUGGCUGAAAUACCUAAGAAAUGAGUUUCCGACAGUCGCUUUCAAAGCUUCUACCCAACAGCAGAAUAAGAACUUGCAACGAAGUAAAGUCCCGGUGAAGCAGGCCUCUGCCGAACUUCUGAGUAGCGGUGCCUGCAUUGGGGCCGACUGCCUGAUGAAAGUCCUAGGGAACUAUUGCCGGAACCAGGACAUCAAGACUGCCAUCAGUGUAGGCGUGGUCGGUUUCCCCAAUGUCGGAAAAAGCAGUUUAAUCAACAGCCUGAAGCGGGCCCGGGCCUGCAGCGUUGGAGCGACCCCCGGAGUCACCAAGUGCCUACAAGAAGUUCACCUGGACAAACACAUCAAACUCUUGGACUGUCCUGGCAUAGUCAUGGCCACCUCUGCUUCUGAUGCAGCCAUGAUCCUGCGCAACUGCAUGAAGAUUGAACAGCUGGCGGACCCGGUUGGGCCGGUGGAAGCCAUCCUCAGACGCUGCAACAAGGAGCAGAUCAUCCAACAUUAUCGCAUUUCUGAUUUCAAAAGCACCACAGAAUUCCUGGCCCUGUUGGCCCGGCGUUUAGGGAAGCUGAAGAAAGGAGGGACUCCUGAUCAUGAGAAAGCAGCCAAAUCUGUACUGACGGACUGGAUGAGUGGGAAAAUCAGUUACUUCACGCACCCACCAGAGACCCACACGUUGCCCACCCACAUCAGUGCAGAGAUUGUCACCGAAAUGGGGAAAGCUUUCGAUUUUGAGGCCCUCGAGCAGGGAAACGUGGAAGCCUUAGCAAUAAUGCCUUCUGGGCCAAGUGGCAUUGGCAUGCAGACAUUAGGCUUCACCAGUGGAAUUGAAGAGGCAAUGGAGGAGGAAGAGCUCAGUGAAGAAGGAAGUGGAGAGGAGGAAGAAGCCAUGGCUGAUGACAGAGAUCCAGAGUUGGGGGACAUCACUGUGGAAAUAAAGAGCAACAAAAGCCAAAAAGCAGAGGUAACGCGGGUGGUUCCCCGAGCACCAAAUCUGCAGGACAUCCAGGCAUUGGAUCCCCUUCUCCAGGGUCAGGGUCUUCUGGCGGCAAGCAAGAAGAGGAAGAAGUUGCAGAAGAGAGCAGAUAAAAUUGCAACAAAGCUGUCUGAUACUCUGGUAGCUGCCAUGGACUUUACAUUCGCAGAUGAUUGAUAUGCAGAGAUUGGAUGGAACAGCAGCCAAAGCCUCAGGAUUGCAUCAUUCCCAAAACGGGCACUUUGCUGGGAAGGCAGUGAGUGACUAAAAUUUGGUUUUCUCCUCUGCUGGAGGAGGGAAAAAGAAUGCCAGGCUGAAGCCCUGCAAAAGUCCCAGCUAGGAAAACCAGAAGCGUGACCUGUGCUGCUUCACAACCCCUUGGAGACUGGCAGAGGAAUAGAAAGGGCAGAGCAAGGACAUUUCAGGCAAGACUUUGGCAACUCCUCAAUUGACAGCAGGCUGUGAGAUUUAAAUCGGAUGUUGUCAGCCUCUUGCACAAGGAGAAGUGAGAGUCUUGUGUACUGACAACCAAAUCCUUUAUUCCUCAUUUUAAAUAAAAUGAGUAUGGGAUGAUUUGAA